AAACACAAACCUGUAACCUCUUCAGCUCCGUGAGGUGACUACGUAACGAUAUUAUUGAAAAGAAUGAGGAACUGCACCCUUCUCAAAGAUGGCCGCUGCGCCCCUCCCUGGCCUCUCAGGGCAACGCACACAGUUGUGUUGAUAGGGCAGGAAUGAAGUUACUGUGCACCCGAUGUAACACUGUCCUUGUGACUGACAUAUCAACACAACAGUGACAGCUCCCAACUCACAGAGGGACUUUGGACUGGGGCUCUGGGCAAGCUUCUCCCCACAGGAGAUAUGUUGGCUUUCAUUGCAAAAAGCAUGGCUCGACCGGUUCGAUUGGUGAAGCCCGUGUCGUCGGUGAAGCUGCCGGGCAGGUACUUGGCACACCAGGAAGGAUUGCCCCGUCUGCCGGUACCUCCGCUAAAGCAGACCCUGGACCGGUACUUGGUGGCCCUGAAGCCUCUGGUCAGCCAUGAGGAAUGGAAUAACACCAACCAGCUGGUGGAGGACUUCCAGACGUCUGGAGUUGGCGAGAGGCUGCAGAAGGGUCUGGAGAGAAGGGCCAGGAAGACCGAAAACUGGCUUUCUGAGUGGUGGCUGCAGACAGCCUACUUGGAAUACCGUAUGCCCGUGGUGGUCCAUUCCAGUCCUGGUGUGGUUUUGCCGAAACAAGACUUUUUGGAUCGACAGGGCCAGCUCAGAUUCGCAGCCAAGCUGAUCGAAGGUGUCCUGGACUUCAAGUCGAUGAUAGAUAACGAAACUCUGCCCGUGGAAUACCUUGGAGGAAAACAGCUCUGCAUGAAUCAGUAUUACCAGAUUUUAUCUUCUUGUCGGAUUCCGGGGCCAAAACACGACUCUGUCGUCAACUACAGUCAAGUGAAAAAGCCUCCAACUCAUAUCACUGUUGUCCACAACUUCCAGUUCUUUGAGCUGGACGUGUAUAACAGCGACAGGACGCCUCUCACCUCCGAUCAGAUCUUCAUUCAGCUGGAGAAAAUUUGGGGAACUUCCCUGCAAACGAAUAAGGAGCCCAUCGGCAUCCUGACAACCAACCACCGGAACAGCUGGGCCAAGGCCUACAACAACUUAAUUAAAGAUAAAAUCAAUAAGGAGUCUGUACGAUCAAUCCAGAAAAGCAUCUUCACGGUCUGUCUGGAUGCGCCCAUGCCCAGGGUGUCCGACGAGCUCUACAGGAGCCGAGUCGCAGCUCAGAUGCUGCAUGGGGGAGGCAGCCGGUGGAACAGCGGAAACCGGUGGUUUGACAAAACCCUUCAGUUUAUAGUAGCCGAGGAUGGUUCGUGUGGCCUGGUGUAUGAACAUGCGCCUGCUGAAGGACCCCCCAUCGCUGCCUUGUUGGAUCACGUCGUUGAAUUCACGAGGAAGCCGGAGCUGGUGAGAUCACCCAUGAUCCCUCUGCCAAUGCCUAAGAAGCUGCGGUUUAACAUCACUCCUGAAGUCAAGAAUGACAUUGAGAAAGCCAAGCAGAAUCUUAACAUAAUGGUUCAUGAUUUGGACGUGAAAGUCUUCAUUUUCAACAAGUUUGGAAAAAACGUCCCCAAAUCGGAGAAGCUAAGCCCAGACGCGUUUAUUCAGGUAGCACUUCAGCUGGCCUACUAUAGGAUGUACGGAAGGCCAUGCGCCACGUAUGAAAGUGCCUCGCUCCGAAUGUUCCGCUUGGGGAGGACGGAUACCAUUCGCUCCGCUUCUGUGGACUCUCUGAAGUUUGUUCAGGGCAUGGAAGACGCUGGAGUACAGAACCAAGAAAAAGUUGAUCUGCUCAGACGGGCCGUACAAGCUCACCGUGCUUAUACCGAUAUGGCCAUCGCCGGCAAUGCAAUAGACCGGCACCUCCUGGGACUAAAGCUUCAAGCUAUCGAAGACUUGGUCAGCAUCCCAGAGAUCUUCAUGGACACCUCAUAUGCAAUGGCGAUGCAUUUUAACCUGUCAACUAGCCAGGUUCCCGCCAAAACAGACUGCGUGAUGUGCUUUGGACCGGUGGUUCCGGACGGUUACGGAGUCUGUUAUAACCCGAUGGACGAGCACAUCAACUUCGCCGUAUCGGCUUUCAACAGCUGCGCCGAAACAAACGCCGCGCGGCUGGCGCAUUACCUGGAGCGAGCGCUCUCCGACAUGCAGCAGCUAAUGCAACGCACCCUCAAAUCCAAACUCUGAGCGCGGAGCUCGGGACAGUCGUACUAAUCUGCUGCCAAUACAGCACAAUCCGACAUGGUAACUUGGACACUUUUUCCAAUCAUAACAGAGGAUUUUAGGCCACAGCGGCCUAGGAGCUGUCACCGUCUAACGGGAGAACUUGCAUACUAACAACCGGCAGGGGGAGUAACAUAACUCCCCGAACACGGGAAAGACGCGACGUCUCUAACUUGUUUAAAUUGUAACGUGAUUUAUUUUUUAGUUGCCUAAUUUUAAUUUUGGGAAAAGUGAAAUUUUACAUUUGUUUAACGCACUAAAUAUCUACGCAGCAUAACGAACAUUUGUUUAUCGGAUACGUUACGCUUUGGAUGGAGUUUUUGAAGGGGUCUAUUCACUGCCUCUGGUGCCGCGUGGCCACAGUCGGCUUCGAAGCUGCUUUGUGUUCCCGAGAGGUGAAGGGCCGAGUUUCGCAAAGCGGACUCUGGAUCACAGGGGUGAAGUCACAAGAUUCUAGAUCUAAAGUAAUCCGAAAGUGUCACCAACUGAGACGUGCAGCCGUUUGGGGGGUUUGUGAUGGAGUUCACCCCUAAAUGUUCACACUCCCGUUCGUCUCAUCACGGAAGGGACUCACUUUUACACGACCGGUGCUCUGUAAGCUUUGCUCACGCAGACAUGAUCGAGGCCUUUACGAAAUGGUAAGUGCAAUGUUAACCUUGGACUUUCUGCCUGUUGUAAUUAAAAAUGUUUACUUUUGUUAUAAACUGUGAUUGAAAUGUCUAAAUGCCAUCAUUUCUAAUAAACAGACACUUACAGAAAAAAAAAAA
Spea bombifrons (plains spadefoot toad) is the source of this 2960-nucleotide messenger RNA. It is a transcript of the gene CRAT, whose product is annotated as carnitine O-acetyltransferase. Gene Ontology annotation, biological process: carnitine metabolic process, CoA-linked. NCBI's taxonomy places the organism in Eukaryota, Metazoa, Chordata, Amphibia, Anura, Pelobatidae. The record is from RefSeq and is a predicted model, not a curated record. The transcript is spliced from 14 exons. Bases 280 to 2157 code for a protein of 625 amino acids. Gene Ontology annotation, cellular component: peroxisome. Gene Ontology annotation, molecular function: carnitine O-acetyltransferase activity.